UGUGUCCCUCGGACAGUGUGUCCAAUCACAGCUGAUCACUGAUCAUCAGGGCACUGAUGAUCAGUGUGCCCUGAUGAUCAGUGUAGCCCCGGCAGUGCCACCUGUCAGUGUCCAUCAGUGCCUUGUGUCAGUGCCUCGUGCCAGUGCCCAUCAGUGCCACAUCAAUGCCACAUAUCAGUGCCUACCAGUGCACGUCAAUGCCACUUAUCAGUGCCCAUCUGAGCUGCCUUUCAGUGUCACCCAUCAGUGCCAGUCAGUGCCACCUAUCAAUGCCAAUCAGUGCCACCUAUCAGUGCUGCCAAUCAGUGCCACCUAUCAG
This is a messenger RNA of Staurois parvus, 319 nucleotides long. The record is from the annotation of a GenBank genome assembly. NCBI's taxonomy places the organism in Eukaryota, Metazoa, Chordata, Amphibia, Anura, Ranidae.